Molecule: messenger RNA, 1089 nt
Organism: Chara braunii
Lineage: Eukaryota; Viridiplantae; Streptophyta; Charophyceae; Charales; Characeae
Source: the annotation of a GenBank genome assembly
GGCAGUUGGUCUGUUGAUGACCUAACUGGCGGCAGCGAAAACACCCGUUGUGUUCCUGGAGGUCUAUGUGUUCUGCGGGUGUGAGUUUGUGGAGGCGAUGGGGUGGGGAGCAAGAAGGCAGUUGGGAGGCACGAUCCUGGCGUUCCAUUCGUAUAAGGUGUGCAGUUUGGAGGUCCUCAAUGGUGAAUUGGGAGGGGUCGAGAGAGGCAGUGUCGAAGUCGUCAUCGGAGGUGGGUUAAGUGGUGUCGUUAUGGAAAGAGAGGGGGCGGGACGGAGAGGGCGCGGACUGCUGAUGGGGGUGGAGGAGUCGAUCGUGGUGGAGCAUGCGAGAGAGGAGGUCAGCAAGGGGCAUGUCGGGUUCGUGGGCGAGGGCGGUUGCAAGAUCUUUGUGGCAUACUCGCUUGAUGCGGGAGAUGAACGCAAAGUCGGGMAUGACGGUGUGGGGGAGGUGGUGGCGGAGGGAGCGGACGUAUUGGACGAAGCGGUCCGUGGGACCGGUCUGGCGGAGGUGGCAGAAUUGUUCAAGGUAGUCGUCAAUGGUUUUCUGGGGGCGGAAGGUGGCAGUGAGAAGUUUGACCCAGUGGAGAGUGGAGGAGGUCGACGGCGGGUGUUGCUGGAGGCGGCUGUGGAGGAGGGAGUGGUUUGCGCUGUGGAGGUUGGAGUGGUUUGCGCUGUGGUGAUGACCGUGAUGGAGGGGAUGGUCUCUUCGAUCGUGGUGACGCGGUCGUAUAAGGACGACAUGUUGGCCUUUAUGUCAUCGAGAGAGGCGGUGACGGAGGUUCGGAGGGUGUUGAGUGCGUGGAGGAUGGCGGAGAGGUCGGGGGUGGCGGUGUUUGCUGGUGGUUGUUCGCCUGCGAGGUUGCGGGCGAUGCUAUCGAUUGAGUCGGUGCGGAUGUCAGACAUGUUGAUGGAGGACGCAGCCUGAGCGGGUGUGGAGGAUGCAGUAGCAGCGGUGGCGGCGGCAGCAGCGGCGGCGUCAACGGCGGCACGUUGGGAGUUCUUGGUUUGGCGUGGUGGCAUGUGUGUGUGGGGGGGGGGAAUCCCUUAUUUAUUUAUCAAUAAAUUAAAAAAUAAAGAUAAUCCCCAAGU